This is a messenger RNA of Culex quinquefasciatus (southern house mosquito), 1715 nucleotides long. RefSeq names its product glycosyltransferase-like domain-containing protein 1-like. Bases 118 to 1227 code for a protein of 369 amino acids. The record is from RefSeq and is a predicted model, not a curated record. The transcript has 4 exons. Gene Ontology annotation, molecular function: glycosyltransferase activity. NCBI's taxonomy places the organism in Eukaryota, Metazoa, Arthropoda, Insecta, Diptera, Culicidae.
CAAUGUGUCUGUGUGGGUUGCGGUUUUCAAAACAGUGUCGAGUUCGGGGCAGGAAAAUCGGAGGAAAAAGAGUUUAAUCUUUUAGCACAUUACAUUUGCGAUAUUUAGACUGCAUUUAUGGCCAAAAUUCUCAUCAUUGAACCAUUCUAUGGCGGUUCUCACAAACAGUUGCUGGACACUUUCCUCGAACAGUUUCAUCCGGCCGAGUACGAUCUGUUUACGCUGACGGCGAAGAAAUGGCACUGGCGGUCCCGGAUAGGGGCGCUUUACUUUUCGGAAACGAUUCCACGGGACCACCACUUCCGUGCCCUGUUCACCAGCUCAGUCCUCAACCUGGCCGAGCUUAUCGGUCUGCGGCCCGACCUGGCCCAGUGCCGGAAGAUUGUGUACUUCCACGAGAACCAGCUCAACUAUCCGGUGCGGGAGAUUAAGGAACGGGACUGCCAGUACGGACUGAACCAAAUCAUGACCUGUCUGAGUGCGGACCAAAUCGUGUUCAACUCGCGGUACAACAUGACUUCGUUCCUGGACAAUAUCAAGAGCUUCCUAAAUAUAGCGCCGGAUCUGAAGCUGAAGAAUCUGCGGGAAAAACUGGAGCCGCGCUGCGAGGUGCUGUACUUUCCGAUUCCGUUCCAUAUGAUUCCGAAGCGGAUUUUCACCAAGAAUGACAAACCCCUGCACCUGAUUUGGCCCCACCGCUGGGAGCACGACAAAAAUCCACAGUUCCUGGUGAACACGCUGCUCGAGCUGAACAAGCGGCAGGUCGACUUCCGGGUGUCGAUCCUCGGUGAGCGCACCCAGUCCAUUCCGGAGUGUUUCGAAAACAUCGGCGAACUGCUUAAGGAGAAGCUGGUCAACUUUGGCUACCUCGGCAAGGACGAGUACUACCGGGCGCUGCUGGACGGGGACGUGGUCAUCUCGACGGCCGGCCACGAGUUCUACGGCGUCGCCAUGCUCGAGGCGGCGUACUGUGGCUGUCUGCCGGUGGCGCCGAACAAGCUAGUCUAUCCGGAAAUCUACCCGGACACCAGUCUGUACAACACGUCGAAUCAGCUCAUCAAAAUGCUCUACAACUGGUGCAAGAACCGGGCCCUGUUCGAGCGGGAUCGUGCCAUUUUCUACGAGAACUUUAACUUUGACAAAUAUUCGUCCGUGCAGCUGGUUCCAAAGUUUAUCUCGAUGAUCAAGGCCCACAUUGCCAACAGCGCCGUCAGCAACGGGGUCUAGGCGGGAGGAGACGCGUAGUGAAAAAAAGAUGUAAUCGGUUCUAUUAAACUAUUCGUACUAGACCUGCAGCGAACGACCUACCGGAACGUGUUCAUACAUACAGGAUGAGCGAAAACGAGCAGACCAUCGUUUUACAGUAAUCUCGCGCCAAUUAUUAUAUCUAUUAUAUAGACUAGUGAAAGUCUAGAGGCACAAAUAUGUUAAAUGCUUAGUCGUUUCCUUUUUAAAUCUUCCAGCAGAUUUCACACGAAUCAAUCUCGUUUUUUUUUGUUCUACUACAUUCAGAGUUUAAAUACGGAAAUAUGUUUUUAAUAUCGGUUUUAUUAUUAGCCAACCUAGUUUUUGAAAUUUGUUAAAAUCACGUAUUGUAUAUUACAAUACGAUAGUCAAUACAAUUUAGUAAAAUAAUCAAACUAUUGGGAAUCAACAAACUCGUAGAUAAAUAAAAGAAAUAAAUAUUACGAUAUGUAUCAAUAUUUGGGAGCAAA